GUCGGAGCUGAGGCGGAGUCCCUGAACGCACCGUGUCUGGAGUACACUCACGGUGAGUGACAGUCCACGUUUACCACGAGACGAGGACGCUGCGUGGGAUUUAACGACUCUGACAACAAAAACAACGCUCGGAAAGGCGAGUAGUUGGAAGAGUAGUCCUACUAGUGGAAGAGGGGGAGCCCCGUGACGUUUUGAGCCGCACGCGCUCGUUUGGAAAACUUGCAGAAGAAGAAGAAAUUAGAGGACGCGUUCGCUCGCGUGCCCUCGGUGGAGAACGAUGUGAGGGGAAACGAAAAAAAUAAAACGGGGAAAAAAAAAAAAGCAUAAAAAACACAAGUUUACGUUAAAUUGGUGGAAAAGUCAUGGAGAGCCAAGUGGGCGAGCAACACGGCGUCGAGGACGUCCGGAAGAGCGGAUACCUCCGUAAACAGAAGUCCAUGCACCGGCGCUACUUCGUCCUCCGCGCCGCCUCGGAGCGCGGUCCGGCCCGGCUGGAGUACUACGAGAGCGAGAAGAAGUUCCGCGGCAAGGCGCCGGUGCCCAAACGGGCCGUGCUGCUGGAGACCUGCUUCAACAUCAACAAGCGGGCUGACUCCAAGAACAAGCACAUGAUCGUGCUGUACACACGCGCCGAGAGCUUCGCCGUGGCCGCGGACAACGAGGCGGACCAGGACGAGUGGUACCAGGCCAUGGUGGAGCUGCAGUGCAAAAGUAAGAACCUCACUGACAGUGGCGCAGCAGGGGACUAUGGAGUGCCCAAUCCUGGACCAGCCUUCAAAGAGGUGUGGCAGGUGAAGGUGUGGCCCAAGGGCUUGGGUCAGGCGAAAAACCUUGUGGGUAUCUACCGCCUUUGCCUAACUGAGAAGACUGUCAACUUUGUCAAGCUCAACUCUGAUGCCGCUGCUGUCGUGCUGCAGCUGAUGAAUGUCAGACGCUGUGGCCAUUCAGAAAACUUCUUCUUUGUUGAGGUGGGCCGCUCUGCCGUGACGGGUCAAGGAGAGUUUUGGAUGCAGGUGGAUGAUUCAGUGGUGGCUCAGAACAUGCAUGAAACCUUGCUAGAGGCUAUGAAGGCACUGAGCGAGGAAUUCCGUCAACGCAGCAAGUCUCAGUCAAACUCCGGCCCUGGAGGGGGUGCCACUGCGUCUAAUCCCAUCAGUGUCCCCUCACGUCGUCACCAUCCAAACCCUCCCCCAAGCCAGGUGGGCUUCAUUCGUCGACCUAGGACUGAGCCUCCUUUAGGAGCUAAUAGUGGAGCAGGAGUAACCAGUGCCAGCGCUUCUCCCACUCCACGGCAUAGCUUUCCAAGGUCUUGCACUGCCAGUGAUGGGGGUAAAGCUGAAGAAGGGGUCACGGGCUCUACACCUCUCCCAGGUCCAACCUCCAGCCCCUCUACCAAUGGCUCCUGCUCCACUACCCCAAUCCUCAGGUCCAUGUCGGCCCGCUCAACCCCCGCCACAGCUGCUAAAACACCCCUUGGGCUGAUGCGCUCCAUUUCAACUCCAGCACCAUCCCCAGCCCCGACUCUCUCUUCUGGUGCUGUGCAUGGAUCAGACUUUGGAGGGUUAGUAUCUUCUGCUGUUGCUGGGCCUGGGUCUGGUCCCUACAGUCGUGUUCCCAUGCAUCAUACCUCUAUCUCAUGUUCACCCAGUGACUAUGGCUCGUCAGAUGAGUAUGGCUCGAGUCCUGGAGAUCAUGCACUUCUUUCCCCUGCCAGCCUUCCUGGAAGCUCUGUUGGCAGUGCCAGCAGCCAGUUCAUUGGUGAGGAAGUAGCCAACUAUAUUGUCAUGGGCCAGCGUGAUUCUGGCAGCAGUGGCAACAGUAAUCAAGAUGGCUUAGCAUCCAGCUCUCUCCCAGCAUCAGGCUCACCAGCAUGCAACUCUCAGCCACAGACCAGGAGAGUGUUGCGGCGAUCAUCAAGCCGGGAAUGUGAAGCUGAGCGUCAGCUACUGAGUAAGCGGGCAUCUUUGCCACCUAUGGCCCUGGAAAGGCUUGCUCCACGUCAGCACAAAGGAGAAGACAUGACUGAUGAAGAGUCAGCUGAUUAUGCAAUCAUGUCACGGAGUGUUAGCCGCGAGUCCUUCACUUCUAGCUCUUCAUCCACACAAAAGGAUUCUUCUGUGGGUGUGGGAUCAGCAGGGGGAGGGGGAGGGUACCUGGAUGUUGCGGGCGAGUUCAGAGGUGAAGGGAGUGAGAGUGGAGGACCAGGUGGUGGUGGAGAUUUAGGUGUAGACAAUGGGUACAUGUCUAUGCUGCCUGGAGUCACUCGGCCUCCAGUAACUCUUUCCCAAUCACUGUCUGUCUCUGUCCCUGAGUCAGAUUCCAAAGCUGCUGAUGAUUAUAUGGCCAUGACCCCAAACAACAGUGUGUCGCCCCCACAGCAGAUCAAAGUUCCACCAACCUCUGAUGGCUAUAUGAUAAUGUCCCCAAAUAGUAGCUGCUCCCCUGACCAGUGCGGCAGUCUUUCUGGAGGGGCUUGGGUGGGUAGUAGCAGUGCAGACAGCAGGGCAGGCAGUGAUUAUAUGAACAUGUCUCCAAUCAGUGCACGUUCUGUAAAUGGCAGCCCGCCACCUGCUGAUCAUACCACUCAGUUAGAUGCCAGUUCUCAGCUUCAAGCUCCCAAGAUGGUGUACUCAUACUACUCCCUACCUCGGUCAUAUAAACAUAGCCCCUCUACAGGGCAAUUUGAUGAGGGGCCUGGACGAGGCAGAAGGCCCAUUAGGAGUGGUAGUAUGGGAAUGAGUGGCAGUAGAGCAAGGGGAGGGCAUCAGGAGCGACUUUCAGCAGGCACUUCAGUGGUUGGACGCCACUUGUCACUGUCCUCUUCCUCAUAUUCCUCCAGCUCAGCCAGCAGUGAAAGCCUUGGCGAGAAUGAUGAACGCCCUGCCAAGGCGUUGAGUGCCAUGCUUGGGGAAGCUAAGUUCAAAGACAAGGGUAAACUUCAGCAGAAAAGUAGCUCUGGGGGGUUGUCCAUGCAUAGUAGUCUCUCUAAAAGCAGGCCAGUUAGCUUGUAUGUUGACGUGUCCAAGGCUAAUACCCUUCCGAGAGUUCGUGAGAACCCCUUGCCUGCAGAACCCAAGAGCCCUGGGGAGUACGUUAGCAUUGAGUUUAAGGGGGAGGAAUGCAGCAAGGCUGGAGGUGGAGGCAGCCGUGGUAGAGGUUUCAGGAAUGGUUUAUCACUGUCUCAUGACUCAAACAAGCAAAUUUCUGAACACAUGCAAUCUUCUUGUGUUGGGAGCUUCAUCCCCCUCCCUCAAAGCCCAUGUCCUCCCAUCACUCCCCCAGUUGCCUCAGAGUACGUCAACAUGGACUUGGGCCCUUCCCAAUCUCCCUCGCCCCUCUCAGUACCUCCAAUUGUUUUCCCCUCCUUUCACACCCCUCCAACACCUCCCACUCUCUCUCAUGCUCCAAAAGCCUGUGAUAUGGAACCAACAUGUCCUUGUGAAGAGGAAGCUGUGACAGCAGAGACACCACUGAGGACAGGCAGAGAGACUGUUCUAUUAAACUCGGAAUCUGAGUCCCCCACAUCCUCUGGAGACUACACAGUGAUGGCCUACAGCUUGAACAGCAAAACUGCCCCAAAAACAUCAAUAAGUAUUUCCCCAACAGCCACUUCCCCCACCAGGACUGAUACUUCUGUUCCAGUGCAUUCACUGGGUUUGGACUUUCCGCUACCUAAACCAAGCUCCAAUCCUGACCUUGGGGCAAAAGUUAUCCGGGCUGAUCCUCAAGGACGCAGACGGCACUGCUCAGAAACCUUCCUUGCUUCUCCUUCUCUCACCAACUGUAACUCUUCUUCAUCUUCAUCCACUACGUCCCUCUUCCCAGAACAUUCUCAAACGGUGGCUCGCCGAUUGGGCUUUGAAAGCAUGCUGUGGGGGAAUGGUUCUGUGACUGAUACACCCCCUCAGUUCUUUCUCCCUGGACAGCAACCCCUUGCCACGAACACUCAGAACUCCUCCACAGAGCAAGGCCUCAAUUACAUAGAUUUGGACUUGGCUAACAAAGAGAGACCCCAUUUGGGUUUAGACGGUGCCUCUGGUAGUCAGGCUCCUUCUCUGCUUUUCUCUGCAUUGGCUGGGAGUUCCGCGGUCGGAGGAGUGGGUGCAGCAGUCGGUAGUAGCACCAGCCUCAACACUUACGCCAGCAUUGACUUCUACAAAUCAGAAGAACUGCGGACGCAUCAGAAUGGAAACGAGGGAACAGAUGCUCUUUGGGCUUUCCAUGGUGUGGACAAGGUUUCAAACGGAGACCUUCCAGGAAUGCGUAUCUAUGAAAAGUGCUGACGUCAGCUUGUGGUUCUUGGGGAAACGACCUCUUCAGACAGCUUCGUCGCUACGCCUCUUCCUCGCGUGACUGCCAGGCCAUAUCGAACCAGCAAGUGGAUGGGACGCCUGGACCCCAAAGCAGUUCAAUUAAGACUGGAGACCUCUUCACGUUCAUCUGGUUGGUUAUGGAAACCAACGUGUGCCAAAUGACAUUCUUAAAAGCUAUUUGCUGCUCUCAUUCCUUGAGUGAAAGCCAAUCACAAAAGGGUACAAAAACAAACCAGACUUUCUUUUUUGUCGAGAGAGAAGAACUUUAAUCGUAGCGAUAAUGGCUGUCAAUUUAGAGUGUGAAAAUAUAUAGAAUACAGUAGUCAAGAUUGGCCAUGCUUGCCUUUUUGUUUUGUUUUUUUCUAUUCCAUUUUUUGUGAUAAUGAGUUAAUUUUGUCAUUAUCUCUACAUAAAAGUUCAUUUUCUUGCAGUAAGUUAAUUUAUCUUAUUGCGAGAAGAUAAAGGGUCGAUUUCUCAAGCUAAUGAGAAGACUCUAAGGGUACGCCAAUCUGAUAUUUUGGCUCGUAUCAGUCCGAUAUCGGCCAAAAUUACUGGAUCGGUUAUCGGGAAUUUAAAAAAUAAAAAUCGGAUCUGAGGCUUCUGUUGCACAUCUGAGUCGUGUUGUCGGCUCUGUAUGUUUUCCUUGAGGGGAGUUGAAUGUUUUGUUUCACAGUUUGUUUUGUUAUUUGGCUAGGUUAGCAAAGUACAACCUGACAAAUGUAUUUAUUAACAAAUUAUUUGUUUGUAAUUCAGGGAAUCCUAUCAGAUUGAUAUCAAAAUCUGCAUAUACUGAAAGUUUGGGAAAGUGGCAUUGUGCCAUCACUAGACAAUUUGUCACCAAAACAAAUAAGAUAUAUUAUCCCCGAGAUUGUAAAACACUUAACUCACGAUCUCUAGAUAACAAUAUUUUUUUAAUUUUAAAGAAAUUGUGAACGUGGCCUUUCUCAGCUUAUGUAGAAUUUGAGAUCUACUCAGAAGUGCCUCAUUUUCAGAUUGUAGCCAUUUAACGAAAUCUUCAACCUUGCCUCAAAUUAAACAAACUUUUGAGGUACGUUUUGUGCUCAACUUGAUGUAAUAACAGCCGUCGCAGCUAAUUAUAUUGUUAAGGUGCAUAGCACUGGUGUAAGCUUUUUGGUUUUGCUGAUGAUACUGGUACUAGCUCUCUGCUAGCCUUACUGUCUACUGUGAGAAAUGUUAGCGUAGCUGCUGUUAGCUUCUUACUCAUUAGAAGUUGUGCUGCUUUUAGCCUCUUCUCAGUCCUCUCUUUUUUCCUCACCAUUUUUAUGUUUAAUUUAGCCAUACAGGUAAGGUAUUAAAUGCAAAUUUGAAACAAAGGGAACUUUUAGCAGGGAGUACUCCUGCUAGCUAAAGCCAGCUAUGUCAGAUUAACAUUAAGUGCAUAAGGAUGUAAAUUCACCAUCCUGCUGACUCCAGCUCAUGAUGAAACCCCAAGCAAUCCCAUUAGUGUUGUUAGCUUCAGGCACUUGUGUGUCACUUAAUCCCCCUUCAUCUCAGGAUGCUAAAUAACAUACAGUACAGACUGCUAAGGAUAGAGGCCCUAUCAAUAGCAUGCUAAUUCUAACUUAACAGCAGCACUCAGGGUGGUUUGUCCUCGUUUCAGUAAAGUUACUCCAGAAAAAUAAGUGAACACAUUUGUUUCUAAUUGUUUUAAGGUUAAAAAGAGUUUUUUUACAUUUUCUAAAUCUUAAACGGCCACUUGGCUGAAUUCAAAGCACCAAACUCUGGUUUUGGACUCUGUUACUUCAAUCUCCGCUAUGCAUCAGCACUUAAGUGCCUAUCUGUGUUUUGUUUUGUUUUUUCCCCCCAUUCUUCCUACCCCGUAUUAGCAGCUAGCACUAUUAGCGAAAUGUAUCGUAUACAGUUCUCAUUAAAUGACCUGAUUAUGUUCAUUCAGAGUUGCAGUAAAUUAUCAGAUAAUUUGACUGACAGAUGUGACUCCACUUGGAGGACAGUUGGACAGUUUUACUUUGCCUAGUAACAGAGGACUUUGUUCCUGGGCCCUCGGUGCCAAAAUACAACAUGGGAGUACACCGUCCUCACCGGCGGCACCUUGUAAUCCAACAACCAACAGUGCUGAAGUCUUGUUUUGUUCUAAAUAUGUAACCUUCUGGUUUUCUCCCAUUGUUUUCAUAAGACGUGUGGAAAAACAGAUACAGCUUGCCUAUCAGUCUGCUGAUUUGACACAUGGAAUAAAUGCUGUCGA
Thalassophryne amazonica is the source of this 6537-nucleotide messenger RNA. RefSeq names its product insulin receptor substrate 1-B. Gene Ontology annotation, molecular function: phosphatidylinositol 3-kinase binding; insulin receptor binding. Gene Ontology annotation, cellular component: cytosol; plasma membrane. Lineage: Eukaryota; Metazoa; Chordata; Actinopteri; Batrachoidiformes; Batrachoididae. The transcript has 5 exons. The coding region runs from base 363 to 4283 and encodes 1306 amino acids. The record is from RefSeq and is a predicted model, not a curated record. Gene Ontology annotation, biological process: insulin receptor signaling pathway.